CGGGGAACGAGCCUCGUCCCGCUUAGACGACUCACUCAAGGCUGCACAUUCAAUAUCCCCGCUGCCUCUACAAUUCACAAUCCUUGGAACAAUCUCGCCUCCAGCACCAGUCUUGCACAGAGAGUGAAUUCGACUGCGUCAAUAUUCCCCCGAUUGCAUAGUGUUUUGGCACAGUCACAGGGGAGUCACUCACUCGGUCAACCCAACAUGGCGCAGAAAGCAGCCAAAUCCCUCGCCGUGCGCAAUACAGCCCGCCUCAAACAAACCCACCUCAUAACCCUAGCCAUCCACACCAUAUUCCUCUUCCUGCGCUUCACAUUCCGCCAUUCCCUCUCAUUAAAACGCUACAUCCUCCUAUCAGCACCAGGCCUUGCCAUCGAAUUCUACUUAGAACGCCUCGCUCGACCAACAUACAACGCCCACGACGGGUCCCUAAAACGCGCAGGGGAAGAUCUCGAUGCCAAAGGAUUGACCGAGUUCAUGUGGGACAUUCUGUAUUGGACAUGGAUCAAUUUGAUUUUGGUCAUUGUGUUUGGGAACCGCGCUUGGUGGCUGUAUCUUGUUGUGCCGGGCUAUGCGGUCUAUGCGGCCGUCACGACGGCGAGUGGUGUCAAGGCCAUGCUUGGUGGGAUGGGCGAUGCAGCUGGUGCUGAUGGCGGUGCAGGACCACAGAGCAAGAGACAGGCCAAGAUGGAGAAAAAGGGUGGUGGACAACGUGUGGCAUAUCGAUGAUACAGUACUUGCGAACUCAACCACCAUAAAAAAGAAAUAUAAUCCUUGAAUAUCUGCCCUGCCAGUGCCACACUUUGACGCCCCAGAGUGACUAGUACGGUAUCCUCACUGGCGCCGUCCCCAGCUAUCCGGUCCCCUCAAGUUCAAGUUGAGUUCGUUUCCUCAAACGAAAAACAGCACUGUGCUGUUACCAAAUCAUACACUCCAUCUCAAUCUUUGGCCAACCGUUCGCUGUCAAGCCACCUCGCAAGCCCCGUCGUCCCAUACAACUCGCGCCAUUCCCCCGAAUCCUCCUCGACAUAUUCACCCACAAACUCAGCCGUCUCAUUAGCCUUUUCCUUGACCGCCUGAGUGGCUUCUUCCAAUUUCUCGCUCGCACGCGCCAUGGCCAGAUUAUAAUACUCGACACUAGAUUUUGCCCGCUGAGCCAGCCGGCUUGCAGUUGUCUUGCCUUUCCGCUUAUAUCGACCCAGCACGAUGGAGGUGAUAUAAUAUGCGCGGACCAGAAACCGUUGAAUAAUCUGUUUCACCAGCAUGGUGAUUCCAUGACUGAAGAAAGACCGAAGAAUCUCCACAUACAACCCUUCAUAAAGCGCACUCACUCCCUCCGUCUGGGCAAUCGUCAAAACGGUACUGAAGAUCGUGGCCCUGGCGGCCUUUUUGGCCUUGUCGCUUUCAAGAUCCUGAUCAAUCACUUUGUCCUCGUCACGCUCUUCUUGUUGUCGAGUGGCUCCUCCGGCCUGGAGCCGUGUCUUGGCCAAACUGAAAGGAUACGUGACCGAGGAGGCACAAGCCUUGCUGAAAGCAGACAGCAAGAAAGUCAAAUAUGGCGGCGGAUGCGCUCUCCUAUGGUGCGGCAGGAACAGCUUUUUCAGGGUUUCAAACAAGCCGAACGUGAUUGAUGGGUUGAGCGUCAACACCAGUGAAGCUGAAUAACCGGACCAGAACCCCGUCAGACCUUUCUCGGCAUAGAUGUCUCGGGCGAUCUCUCGGGCGGAGGGAACGUGAAACGGUUGGGAGUCGUUCUCUUUCGCCGCCAGCAGCGCAGCCGCCUGCUUCCUCGUAACAAUAUUCGCAAUCGGCGCCGUCGCAAGUUUCGUCAAACUGCCCGCGACAAACCCGACAACCAGCUCUUCAAUCGCCGGCAACGACUUCGUCCCCUUUCCAUGUCUGACCAGCCUCUUAUCCCUAAGAAAGCUAUAAACUAAGAAAAAGAUGAACGAGUCGGCAAUCGUCUUGCCCGUCGCCUGCAGCAAACCCGUGUACAAUCCAGCGACGCCGCCUUCAUUCUUGUAGAUCUUUUCGACCGCAUCAAUGAAGCCCUUGUACUCGUCUUCCGAGGGUUGGGACUGGUCCUUUCGUAGCUGUCGUUGCAGUUGGAGCCGAGUAAUAAUUAAAUCGAUCGGGUAGAGGAUCGCGUUUGAGAGCGCGGACCCUGCUGAUCCGGCGACCGCAUGGCCGAGGGCUUCUAGAAACGGUGCUUUGGACCCUCCUGAUCCUGAGGUUCGUGAUCGGUUGUUGUUUUCUUCUUGGACUUGGUGGUAGAGUUCGAACGCGUCCUAAAUGCCACAAAGGUCAGCCUCGGCCUCCCAGUAUUUGUGCCGCUUCGCGCGUCGGGGGAAAGGUAAGAACAUACGAGUUGGCUGU
This is a messenger RNA of Exophiala dermatitidis NIH/UT8656, 2379 nucleotides long. RefSeq lists its product as uncharacterized. Lineage: Eukaryota; Fungi; Ascomycota; Eurotiomycetes; Chaetothyriales; Herpotrichiellaceae. The transcript is spliced from 2 exons. The coding region runs from base 208 to 732 and encodes 174 amino acids. The record is from RefSeq and is a predicted model, not a curated record. Gene Ontology annotation, cellular component: intracellular membrane-bounded organelle. Gene Ontology annotation, biological process: vacuolar protein processing.